UUUGCUUUAUUUAAUUUAUAUAUUUGUAUUUGUUAUUGUCUCAUCCAAAUUUCACAGAAUUAUAGGGUGAAAGGGAUCCUUACAAAUUGAUUAAAUGUUUUUCUAAAUGGCUAAGAUGUAUUUUUAAAAGCUGCAGGUUAUUGAGUCAUCCCUAAGCCUUUGAUAUCAAAUUAAAAUGUUCUCAGUUAUUUUGUGACCACAAUAUUACCUGUAGUUUUAGGGUUAUUUCUGAGGUGCUGAUGAAAGGAUUUGUAAAAUUGUCAUGUGUGUUGAAAAGUGUCUAAAUGUUCAUCUUGUACAUGUUAUUAUUAUUAUUUAUUUAGUAGCAGACAUGUUGUGAUGUGUUUGAAGUAUUUGAUGGGGUUUGCCUUGCAUCCUAUCCUUUGAUGUGUCAGUUGAAAUAUUUCAAAACAGCCAUUAUUGUGCAAAUCAGUUUAAAGGAAAUGCAUGAUGCAAUGUAGACAAGUGGCCACCGGGUGGCAUGAUUUGCUAUGCAUCAGGUCCUGUGUGUGUGUGUGGCAGGAUGUCGGAGGGCUUUGCUUCGGUGUUCUACAGCGAGCCGUCAGUGCUGGGUCUGCUUGCUAACGUCAUCAGUGCCUUCUACGUGGCUCUGCAGAACUUCACUGGAGCCGUCACCGGCCAGGCAGCCACGGGAGUGGAGAACACAAUCGCAGGCGUGCACCUCAUUCUGAUCGGAGGCGUGGUGCAGCUGCUGGCUGGCCUCCUCACCUUCAGGAAGUACGACCACCUGGCGGGGACCACGUUCCUGGCCUUCUCGGCACUGUGGGGCAGCUAUGGGACCACGCGCAUCAUCGCAGGGGCCUACGAGCUCCUGAGCCUGGGGGCCAGCACUGCGGCGCCCCAGAUCAGCAAGGCGGCCGUCGCUGGGCUGGUGGCCUACACCGGCGUGGCUUUCGUGGUGUCUUUCUGCUCGGCCACGGCCAACUACGUGAUGCCCUUCGUGUUCGGAGCCAUCACCGUGACGCUGGUGUUCGAGGCGGUGGGGCAGUUUGCCACGUGGGCGUUGGUGGUGGCCGGAGUGGCCCAGCUGGUCAUUGUCCUGUUCGGCCUCUACGGGGCGAUGGCUCUGCUCCUCAAAGGGAUCUACCAGCGCCACGUCCUGCCGGGCUUCGGCAACGCCCUCUUCGACGUGCUGCUGCUGGGCGCCAGGAUCAAGCCGUCACAGCGGAGGCAGGCCAGUCGGGGCGAGGAGGAGGAGGAGAAGAAGAAGAACAGCAAGUACGCGGAGCCCAUGGCGCUGGGGAACAUGAGCGACGUGGUCUCUGCAGUGAUCCUGGCCUUCUACUGCUUCAACUACACGCCCUCCUUCCUGGUGGGGGCGCUGUGGGUCAGCCUCAAUGCCACGGCCCAGCUCCUGGCCAGCUACUACGCCUACCUGCGGAACGACGUGUUCCAUGGCACCAAGUUCGCGCUGCACUACACCUACUGGCUGGUACAGGCCUGGGAGGCGUUUGUGGUGUCGGUGCUCCUGGGCAGUGAGGGGGAGGGCGUGGGCCAGGCUCGGGCGGGCAUGCUGGGGGGCUGGUUCUUCCUGGUGGCUGCCCUGCUGCUGUGCCUGCUGUCCCUGAGCCGCGACAAGACUGAGCUGUUCCAGAACAGCCUGUUCGCCUUCCUCACCGUCUCCACCCUGCCCCAGAUCCCCCGCGGGUCUCGCUCCCUCUUCUUCGGGGUGGCCUGCUCUCUGUACGCUCUGCUCUGCCUCUACAUCUCCUUCAUCAGCCUGGUGAACUCCAUCGCAGAGAAGGUGCUCCUGCCCCUGGGCGUGCGGCUCGUGAGCGCCCCCAGGCUGCAGGCGGCGCUGUUCAGGCUGAAACGCCACCUCUGCCAUGCCCAGGACAUGCCUCCCCUUGGGGGCCCCUCGGAGCACCGCGCCCAGCUCCCCGACGCCCUCUUCUUCCUGUGCAACGGCCUGGCUGCCCUCUCAGCCCUGCAGCCCUCCCUCCCGGACUCGCAGCGCUCUUACCUAUCCGUGCCCUGGGUGCUGAUCCCCGGGACCCUCGUCCAGCUCUACGUGUCGCGGCUGCAGGUGCGAGGGGGGCGCCGCUUUGGCCCCACGCUGCCCUUCUCCUACGCAGCCGUCUGGGCAGUCUGGACCUGGCUGAGGUUUGCAGGCCCCCUGCUCGGGAUCAGUAAUCCCUCUCUACACGGGUUCUCCGUUGGCGCAGUUGCCUUCCUCGUCAUCAACGCCUUCAUCAUCAUCAUGGCUGCCUACUCCAAUCUGGUUCUCCUGACCCUGGCUGUUCUGAUGGAGGGGCUCAUCGUCUGCUUCCUGUUGUUCACUCUGCACACACUGCCGCUUCCUCUCGAAGGUGUGUUCCUGGCCCUGUUCAGUGUGGUCUGUAUGUACGGAGCGACCGCCUCCUUCGCGAACUACCUGUUUGAGAGGAAGCUCCUUCCAAUGGGACCCCCUCUGAUCCAGGCUGGGAAGAGUAACAAGGGCGAGCCUGCCCCCCCGCCCUGCCCCACCCCAGGCUCGCGGAAGACCAGCGGCCUGCAGAGCAUCGCGGGUAUCCUGGAGUCCGGGGGUGUGUGCGGGAUCCCCUCGGACACGGUCUACACGCUGGCUGCCUCCUGCAAACACCCCGCUGCCAUCGAGCGCAUUUACAACAUCAAGGACCGCCCCCUGGAGAAGCCCAUCUGUCUGACGAUUGGUAAUCUGAAGCAGCUGGAGGCGGUGGCCCCGCCCUUCAGUCCGCUGCUCUGGGAGUUCAUGAGGAACGUCUACCCCGGUGGGAUUGGCUGCAUCGUCAGGAAGGGGGAGUGGCUCAAGAAGCUGGGUGUUGGCCUGGCCUACGACUACGUGGGAACCAAGGACAGCAUCAUGAUCCGCAUCUCUGACCUCACGGUGACCACCCACCUGCUGGACAUGACCGGCCCCCUGGCCAUCACCUCAGCCAAUCCCAGCGGGCAGCCGGACAGCACCCACCACGACAUGGUCGUCAUGAGGCUGGGAGACAAGCUGGAUGGGGUGCUGUGUGACGGAGACUCCACGGAACUCGUGUCCUCCACCGUCGUCAUCUGCACCAAGAUUGAUGAAGGAAAGCUGUCCUUCCUGAGAGAGGGCGCUGUUCCUGCUGCCAAGGUGCUACAGAUAUUCGAGAAGGUCAAGAGCAAGAUGGACUUCAGUGAAGCAGCGUAACGACCCGGGGGCUUAAACAGGACAGCGCUGCAACAUGGGAGCUGUGUACCACUGGGGCCGCUGCAAUCCCUUCCCUUUCAAGCACUUGCAAUGAGGCAAUACAUCUCAGUGCAAGGGGGCUCAGAGUCCAGAGACACCAAGCACUACUGAGCACAAUGCAUUCAGACCUGCAGUUACUAGUUACUGCUGCUAGUAAUUACCUCUACUACCUGUCAAGCUCUGGUGUUUGUAUCAUUUUGUAACACACAUGUAGUUAAAUAGGGACUACACUGUAUCAUAACUGCACAGCUACAGUAAAUGACUUGUAAUGACUAUUUAUAGUGCCUCUGCAGUGUAACUAAUGGCACUAAAACUAGCCACAUUAAUGUUCUGUACAGCCAGUCCAUAGCUGCAUUUAAGGACCAUAUGUAUAUAUAUGUUAUAAUAGUUCAAUGAAUCAAUAAUACCCGACACACGAGGCGCUACCAGAGGUUCUGCACAGGUUUCUUGGCAGUAAUUGCGUGGGUUUAUUGGCUGAUCUGUAAUCUCUGCUAUUUCUUGAUGUGAUGGGUUACAUUGCUAUUCCAAGUCAAUAAAAUCAUUUCUUCUCUAGA
Messenger RNA from Acipenser ruthenus (sterlet), 3753 nucleotides. RefSeq lists its product as uncharacterized. The coding region runs from base 482 to 3160 and encodes 892 amino acids. Gene Ontology annotation, biological process: regulation of translational fidelity. Lineage: Eukaryota; Metazoa; Chordata; Actinopteri; Acipenseriformes; Acipenseridae. The transcript has 10 exons. Gene Ontology annotation, molecular function: double-stranded RNA binding; tRNA binding; nucleotidyltransferase activity. Gene Ontology annotation, cellular component: membrane; cytoplasm. The record is from RefSeq and is a predicted model, not a curated record.